CACUGACAGAUCCCGUCCCAAACUCAGCUCAACCCCUGCAGGCAGAGGACUCUAACGAAACACGCCCAGAGACAGGAUUUUCCCAAACUGGACAGCAGCCUCUAUGGUCGAGGAGGUGACAAAUGGAGGAGGUCGGCAGGCCAGAGGAGUCGCCCCUCAAGGGAAGACGUGUGAGCCCCAGACUGACAUUGUUUUCCUCAAGGUGCACAAGAGCGCCAGCAGCACCGUCAUGAACGUCCUCUUCCGCUUCGGCGAGACACACAACCUCACCUUCGCCUUCCCCCUCGGCGGGGGCUUCCAGCUUCUACCCCCCCACUUCAUGGCGAGGUUCGUGCAGGGCUUCUCCCCCAAGAGCCCCCGGUUCAACAUCCUCUGCCACCACAUGAGAUUCCUGCAGCCGGAGGUGCGGAAAGUGGUGCCCAGCUCUGCCAUCUACUUCUCCAUCCUGAGGAACCCCGUGCAGCUCAUGGAGUCCUCCUUCACGUACUACAAGGGCGCGUCAGCCUUCUCCCGCGUGCGCAGCCUGGAGGAGUUCCUGAGCCAGCCACACCUCUACUACAACCCUGCCAUGGGCGACAGCAACUAUGCCAAGAACCUCAUGACCUUCGAUUUUGGCUUCAACCCCAAUGCAGAGGUGUCUGCUGAGCGGGUGCAACUCAUGGUAAAGGCCAUCGAGGCGUCCUUCGACUUUGUCCUCAUCUCCGAGUACUUCGACGAGUCCAUGGUGCUCCUGAAGGAGAUGCUGUGCUGGGACCUGGACAGCGUCGUCUCCUUCCCACUCAACACCAGGGACAGCAGUACCAAGUCCUCCCUCUCGGACAGCAUCGUGGAGAAGAUAAAGGAGUGGAACAGGCUGGACUGGGAAAUCUACACCCACUUCAACAGGACCUUCUGGGAAAGGAUCGACCGGGACAUCGGCCGGGAGCGCAUGGAGCAGGAGGUGAAGGCGCUCCGGGAGCGGCAGGCGGAGCUGGCGAGGACCUGCCUGCAGGGCACGGGCAGCGUGGCCCCGAAGGACAUCAAGGACUCUUCCCUGCGGCCACUGCAGCACGGUGGCGCCAGGAUCCUGGGCUAUAACCUCAAGCAGGGCUUGGAUAAGGAGACGGAGCACAUGUGCCGGCGCCUCGUGACCCCGGAGCUGCAGUACAGCAGCGCUCUCUACAAGAAGCAGUUCCCCCCAGAGCCCCCUGAGACCCCCCAGCCCACUCCCUCUGGGCAAGGCAGUGCCCCACAGAACCGGCUGGAGGGCACCCAACACUGAGCCUCCCUGCCCCCUCCAGGCAUCUUCUCCAGCCGCCUUGGCUGAGGACAGCGAGGCACUCGGAUCCUGGGCUUGGGGGCUGCUCCUGCCCUGGAGAGGGUGGGCUGGGGGCUGCUGGCAGCUCCCAGUCACCUCUGUCUGUGCAGGACUGUGCACAAGCUCUGGGUGCUACACACUGCUGUGGAGCAGGACAGGCUGCAACGGGGGGUCCCAGGAGCUUGACAUGACUUUUCCAGAGGGAACCCCCCCCUCCAGUCAGCAGCUGAAGCCUCAGCAGCAGGGAGCAGAUCCAGGAAGGCAGCCCCAGUCCCCACGCCAGAGACUGCAACAACCAAGCUGUAAAUCAGAGCCGUGGAGUUUGAUUUACAGCUUGGGAAUGAGUCGUCUGUCUGUCUUUCCAGCUGCAGCUCUCCUCCGCUCCGCCUUAACGCUACCGUGCUGGAAAAGUAGCCUCUUAAUUAAAAAUAACAAUAUCCACUACCACUCCUUAAAUUCCCCUUAAUUACAUCAGUUUGCCCCAGUAGACAAUCUGCCUGGUAGACACUUUCCCCAGCAGCCCAAGAAACAGAUCCCAAAUAUCUGAAAACGUCUUGAAAAGAAAAAAAAAAAAGGAAAAAUCCAGCAAUUUUUUCCCUGGCUCUGUGGUGACGUGUUGCCUUCGGACGCUGCAUUUAUAGGAUCAGCAUCCUACCCUGGAGCUGAUGCUCUGGCACCAGGGUGUCAGAUGCAAGUUCCAUACCCAUGGGACUGGGGGACGUCUCAUGAGCAUCUCUGCAGCCAGAGAUCUCAAUCCUCCGCUCGGAGUGGCCGUAGGAACAUCCUACACUCUGCCUGGGGAAAGGGACCACAAGAAUGGGGUGUGGUGGGCGAGUCAGCCUUACUUUUGCACCCUGCACUUAUCCACAAAUCAAAAGCAGAACCAGCAAAUCAGCUGGGAUAAAUGGAGGCCCCACCUCUGGGUUUUCAGCUGAUUGCCAAACCAAAAGAGGUUCAGGAAAAAUUGCGUGGGGGGGAUCUGAGCAUCCCAGGCUCUCCCUGGGGCAGCCACGUCGAGCCUCAAAGAUUUAGGUUUACACCCAAAGGUGUCCUGUUUCCUGCUCUGUUU
Messenger RNA from Chiroxiphia lanceolata (lance-tailed manakin), 2366 nucleotides. Its product is annotated as galactose-3-O-sulfotransferase 2-like. The record is from RefSeq and is a predicted model, not a curated record. Gene Ontology annotation, biological process: glycolipid biosynthetic process. Lineage: Eukaryota; Metazoa; Chordata; Aves; Passeriformes; Pipridae. Gene Ontology annotation, cellular component: membrane. Gene Ontology annotation, molecular function: galactosylceramide sulfotransferase activity.